AUGAAGUUUUUCAAGGUUUUUUGUUCUGUCGCAGGCGCUCUCGGGCUAGUUUUUCCCAACUUUCAGAAUAUCAGUAAUGCUAUUGGCUCAAUCAACAUUGACAAUCUCGUCGAUGCUCUUGACAGUGACCCGAUCGAUACAGCUUUAGACGAUGUUGGCUUGAUCAACAUUGGCAAUGUUAUCAACGCUACUGCCAAUGAUACUCUUGACCUCGUGAAUGAGAUUGACUUCGAAGGCCUAGUUAACGAUGUUGUUAAUCUGACCGAGAAAGCUAUUGAAGAAAGUGGAGAAAAGGCUGGCGAAGAAAUUGGAGCAGAAACCGUUGGAAACGAUGGAGCAAAGGCUGCUAUUCCUUCUGCUGCAUGCACUGCAGUUCUAUUACUUCUUUAUUGA
This is a messenger RNA of Oikopleura dioica, 393 nucleotides long. NCBI's taxonomy places the organism in Eukaryota, Metazoa, Chordata, Appendicularia, Copelata, Oikopleuridae. The record is from the annotation of a GenBank genome assembly.